GGUGCGGAGCGACGGGUGGAGAUGCGGUGGUGGCACGACUCGUCCAUCCUUUUAUUUGUCGACCGAGAAAUAGCAACAGCUGUAAGAAGAGAGAGAGAGAGAGGGCGAGCGAGGGAGAGAAGCUGGUUUCAAUUGGUGCAGCAUAUCUUUUUGAGUUCUGUGAGACAAAACCCCUUUCCCAAACCUCCUCCUCUCCUUUCUCUUAUCUCUUCCCCCAUUCAUUCAUCCUCGAAGCACGUGCCAGUCACGAGCCCUCUCUUUCUUUCUCAGAUCUGAAAAUACAUAUAUAGGCAUGAACUCAUCCUGAGUAGAGAGAGAAUCCAUCCACAGCGCAAGGAUGAAAAGAGAACAUCAGGACAGUAGCCGCAGCAUGGCAACGACCGGGAAGAGCAAGAUGCUAGAACCUGACGCAGGCGAGGACGAGCUCCUUGCCGUCCUCGGCUACAAGGUCCGCUCCUCCGACAUGGCUGACGUGGCUCAGAAGCUCGAGCAGCUGGAGAUGGCCAUGUACAACGGGCAGGAAGAUGGUAUUUCACAUCUGGCCUACGACACCGUCCAUUACAACCCAUCCGAUCUAUCCACCUGGCUCGAAUCCAUGCUUUCCGAAUUCAACACUCCAUCCGAACCGGCCAUCUCUAAGCAACAACAGCCGCAUCAAUUUUACGGCUCGGAUUGCAGCGACCUGCGGGCCAUUCCCGGAGAGGUUGUAUAUGGGAGAGAGGAAUUGGAUUUGGGCGAGCCUAGAGAGAAGAAACGGAUAAGAUCGGGGACUGCAGUGGCAGCCGCGGCCGAGUCGGCCCGCCCAGUCGUCCUGGUCGACUCGCAGGAGACUGGGAUCCGACUCGUUCAUACGCUGAUUGCCUGCGCUGAGGCCGUCCACCGCGACGAUCUCGAAUCGGCGGAAGCGCUGGUGAAGCAGAUCGGGCUGCUGGCCGCCUCGCAAGGGGGAGCGAUGAGGAAGGUUGCUACGUACUUCGCCGAGGCACUCGCCCGGCGGAUUUACAAAAUCAAACCGCGGGAUGCGCUGGAUUCGUUCUCUGACAUCCUGCAAAUGCACUUCUAUGAAUCCUGCCCGUACCUGAAAUUCGCCCAUUUCACUGCGAAUCAAGCUAUCCUUGAGGCUUUCGAGGGGAAAAGCCGCGUACAUGUGAUUGAUUUCAGCAUGAAGCAGGGGAUGCAGUGGCCUGCCCUGAUACAGGCGCUUGCACUGCGACCUGGUGGUCCACCAAUAUUCCGGCUAACGGGCAUUGGCUCACCGCAGCCCGACAAUACUGACACACUCCAGCAUGUGGGAAUGAAGCUGGCACAACUAGCAGAUACGAUCCAUGUCGAAUUCAGUUACAGAGGAAUCGUAGCGAACAGUCUCACUGACGUCGAAGCUUUCAUGCUAGAUGCACAUUCGGGAGGCGAUGACGAGGUUGUGGCAGUGAAUUCUGUGUUCGAGCUUCAUCGUCUUUUGGCCCACCCAGGGGCGAUCGACAGGGUACUGGCAACCGUGAAGGCGGUGCAGCCCAAGAUCGUGACGAUCGUCGAGCAGGAAGCGGACCACAAUGGGCCAGAUUUCCUUGACCGGUUCAAUGAAUCGCUGCAUUACUAUUCGACGAUGUUCGAUUCGCUUGAAGGAUGCGGGAUGUCGCUACCAGACGGCAAGGACCAGCUGAUGUCGGAAGUGUAUCUCGGGACACAGAUAUGCAAUGUGGUGGCGUGCGAGGGGUUGGAGCGAGUGGAACGACAUGAGACGCUAGCACGGUGGCAGGGCCGGAUGGGCGCGUCUGGGUUCGUGCCGGUGCACCUGGGUUCGAACGCAUUCAAGCAGGCAAGCAUGCUGCUGGCGCUGUUUGGGGGCGGCGAUGGUUUCAGGGUGGAGGAGAACAAUGGGUGUUUGAUGUUGGGCUGGCACACACGGCCCCUCAUAGCAACUUCAGCUUGGCAAAUCGUCGAACAGGAGAGUGGUCACUGAGUUGACUCGGUGCGAGUUAGUUCUGAGUUGUGGGGAGAGUGACUCGGGUGGAAGGCCGGCUCGAGUCUCCUUUCUUUCUUUGGUUUUCCUUUUUUGUAUCUUGUUAGUGUUCUUUUCCUUUGUAUCUCAAUGCAUUAGUACUUCAUCUGUAUUUUUAUAUAUAUUGUUAAUAAGAAGGAAGAUCGUUUAUAUAUUCAUAAAUA
Molecule: messenger RNA, 2163 nt
Organism: Magnolia sinica
Lineage: Eukaryota; Viridiplantae; Streptophyta; Magnoliopsida; Magnoliales; Magnoliaceae
Product: DELLA protein GAI1-like
Exons: 1
Coding region: 338-1960 (540 amino acids)
Biological process (GO): regulation of DNA-templated transcription
Cellular component (GO): nucleus
Molecular function (GO): sequence-specific DNA binding; DNA-binding transcription factor activity
Source: RefSeq, a predicted model, not a curated record